Zingiber officinale is the source of this 1044-nucleotide messenger RNA. RefSeq lists its product as uncharacterized. Gene Ontology annotation, molecular function: protein binding. The record is from RefSeq and is a predicted model, not a curated record. The transcript has 4 exons. NCBI's taxonomy places the organism in Eukaryota, Viridiplantae, Streptophyta, Magnoliopsida, Zingiberales, Zingiberaceae. The coding region runs from base 43 to 888 and encodes 281 amino acids.
UAUUAAAUCAAUCGUACAAAUUAAAUCAAUCAACGAUCGACCAUGGCGUCCCUCCAAGCUACCUUCGCCCUCGGAGCCCAGAGACGGAGCCACGUCCGCCUCUCGCCGGCGAACACUAUUGUUCUCCGGCCAACUUCUCAUCUUUUCAGACGUCGCCUUUGCUCAUCGUCGUCGUCGGUUGCCUCCUGCAUCCCUCGCGAAGGAUCGAUCAACGGAAAGGCGGCGGCGGCGGCGGGGCUGCAGGCACUGGCCGUGGCUGCGGCUUGCGCGGUGGGUGCUUCCGUUUGCCUGUCGAGGGCAGCAGUGAUAUCUAACGUAUCCCCGUUAAGGAAGCCAGAUUCCAUACCCACAUGGACGGCGCCGGCGAGCGCGGGAGAAGAGCGCAGGACGGUCAGGACUGGGAAGACGCCGCUUUUACUAGACGAGAUCAUGUUCAGGAGGAAGGGGCCAGGAACAGAGUGCGAGGAUCCUUGCAAAAAGCUCAUCAAUCAUGCUUUUGCCAUUCUUCCAUCACCAUGGGACGACCAAUUUCGUUUGCUGGAACAGAUAUCAAAGGGUAAAAUAACUGAUUUAAAUAGAGGAAAACACGAAGAAUAUGAAAUACAAAUUGCGAUGGUGCAGUUAUACUUGGCCAUGCACCAGUAUCAUGAUGCGAAAGAAGUCUUGCAGUCGCUGGAGGGCAUUGAAAGCGACGCCAGAAUUGAUCGUCUCCAGGCUGUUGUCCAUGUGAUGUUGGCCAUGGAGAAAAUGUUGAGGAAAGCCACCACGACAAAGGAGGAGGAUAAAGAAAUAAAGGACUUACUCGAUAGUGCCAAGGAGUCGUGGAAAAAAUUUGAAAAGAAUAAGGACUUACAGAAUGAGCCAGAGACUAACGAUGACAAUUGUUGAAAUGUUGGGAGUGCUCGAUUAGAGUUUAGGGAGAAUUUACUUCGAGCUUCCAUUAGCAAACGUCUCUUAUAUCUUGUAACUUGGAAAUGUUUGAUAAUAACAAAUGUCCUUUUCAUGUUGUUGCGUAUGACUAUUAGCUCGAGUUCUUCGACAUUU